This is a messenger RNA of Capsaspora owczarzaki ATCC 30864, 1404 nucleotides long. RefSeq lists its product as hypothetical. Gene Ontology annotation, biological process: regulation of transcription by RNA polymerase II. The record is from RefSeq and is a predicted model, not a curated record. The transcript is spliced from 4 exons. NCBI's taxonomy places the organism in Eukaryota, Filasterea, Ministeriida, Capsasporidae. Bases 1 to 1404 code for a protein of 467 amino acids.
AUGGCCACGCCGCCCGGGCAGCGACCUCAGCUGCAGCAACAACAGCAACAACAGCAGCAACAGCAGUCGCCACCGCGGCCGUCGAUCUUCCGCGACCUGCGCGAUCGUGAGCAGUCACCCAACGCCCCUGCCCGCCAGCCACCGAGCUUCCAUGGCUCAGUGCCCAUGACGGCGGGCUUCUCCGGGCCACCCGCGUCCGCAUCGUCAGCGACAUUGGCAUCAUCGCUGGCGUCCAUGACUCCAGGUGGCUACUCGAGCUACAACCAAAGCGCAGCAGCAGCAGCAGCAGCAGCAGCCAACCAUGCAGCCGCAAUGGCAGCCAUCACAGCCGCAGCCGCUGCAGCCGUCGGGCAGCUCUUCUCGUCACCACUCGCACAGGCCCAGGCUCAGCAGCAGCUGCAAGGCCAGGGCGGUGCCUGGAACAGCGCGCAGCCGCCACCUGGCCGGGCGGCGUCCUCGUUCCCGUCCUCUGCCGGUCAAGCGCAGUCCAUGAUGGCUGGUGGGUUUGCCGCGUCGUACUCGAGCGAUCGCCAAGCGACCAUUCCCCCGUUCCUGGGCGCUCCGAAUGCUGCUGCUGGUGCUGCUGGGGCUGCUGGUGCUGCUGGUGCUGUGCCAAUGUCGGCUGCUCAAGUCCAGAUGCAACCGCAGCAGCAGAUGCAGCUCCAAGCCAGCCGCGGCGCUCAUCCGUCCACACCGGCUGCCCCAACUGCUGCUGCUGCUGCUGCAGGUGCGAGUGCUGGAGAGCGCAAGCUCCCAGGCAAGGACGUGAUUCUCGGCCAAAUCACAAAGCUCGAGAGCGACAUUGGCGAGCUCGAGCAGCAAAUUGCAUCCCUGCGAGAGACGGACGACAAGAGCGCUCAGAGCGAAGAGGUGGCUCGAGAGCGCCUUGCACUGGAAGCCGCAUCGGAGGCAGAACGCGCUCUGCCCGCCAAAGUCCAGUCAAUCCAGGACGACGACACGCUCACAAUCGUUGAAAAGAUCUACAAGUCCAACCGCACCAUUGCCUCUGGAUCGCAAGUGUUGCCAGUCCCUGCCUACAUGCAACCGUCGGAUUUGCCGUCCUAUCGCGGCGUGAUUGAAAACCACCAUCGGGUGCGUCCACGACUGAUGGGCGCGCUGCACAUGCGUCGACAGGCCACCGAGCGCAAAGUCACCGAACUCCGAACCGAGUACGAUACGCUUCUGGCCCAAUGGCAGGAGCGUCUUCGCGUCGAGGAUUCCAAUCCAAAGAAAAUAAGUCGAGAUGCCAAAUUCCGAGAAUUUUACGAGUCCCAGUUCCCAGAAAUGUUCCAGCGAGAAAAGCGGUCUGGACGCCAGACAGAUGCAGCUCGUAGCGAUGCCGAGUUUGACCGCAUCAUGCUCAAUCUUCUUGCUGAGACCGCUGUAUGUUUCGGACGAACGUGA